AUGGCUGACAAACUGCCUAAGCUCCUACGAAACACCGCCUCGCCUUUAUCCUUUUCUAUUCAUAAUACUCAUCUAUUUGAUAUGGGUAAUACUCAGUCUGGAAUAGGCGGACCUCCAGCGGGAGAUGGCGAGAAGGGCAAAGAUCAAAAGAAGGAAAAGCCAAAGUACGAACCCCCCCCACCGACUACUCGUGUCGGCAGGCGCAAGCGCCGUACCGCUGCCGGACCAGACGCUGCCAGCAAGCUUCCAACGGUUUACCCCAAUGCUCGUUGUAAACUCAAACUUCUCCGGAUGGAGCGUAUCAAGGAUCAUUUACUUCUUGAGGAGGAAUUUGUUCAGAAUCAGGAACAAGGGAGGGUUGGAGCAGAGGCAAGAGGAGGAGCGGAGUCGUUGCUACAGGCCCUGAGUACUACGUUUCCAUCAUGUCAUUUGUCGAUAAGGAUCUCCUGGAGCCUGGGUGUUCCGUUUUGCUGCACCACAAAUCGGUCUCGAUUGUUGGUGUUCUUACAGAGGAUUCAGAUCCUUUGA
Molecule: messenger RNA, 528 nt
Organism: Tuber melanosporum (Perigord truffle)
Lineage: Eukaryota; Fungi; Ascomycota; Pezizomycetes; Pezizales; Tuberaceae
Exons: 8
Coding region: 1-528 (175 amino acids)
Source: RefSeq, a predicted model, not a curated record